ACUGCCCCGCCCGGCUGGUGGGGCCGCUCCACCAACCACGGCGAAAAGUGGCUUUUCGUCAAUGGGAUUGGUGGAGAGUACUUCUGGCUUCAGUUGUACUGCGAAAAGCUGCGGGACACAUAUCGAAGGAACAUUCAAGGCGUUUUCAACAGGAGCGACGGUCUCCUCUGGGACCUGGUCGAAUGUGCGGGGGAGAGGAAUAUAAACGGGGAACCAAACCCUCUCAUUCAAAGGACACAGAGCAGCAUAGCGGCCCAGAAAAUUCUGAAGCGUGAAUUGUCCGUCGCGCUUCAGGACAGGGGGUCCGACGGCUUCGUCGUGAUGAUCGCCUACUCUCAGGGCUGCCUCUUGUUGAGGCAGGUGUUGCAAGAAUUCGUGAAGGGGGGCUGCUAUCGGGAAGCGAUGGCGGAUCGACUGAGAGUCUUCACGUUCGGGAAUCCGAGCAUCGACUGGAUGGGCACGGACGCCCAGGCAAACGAGACCCCUCUCUGUGAGCGCGUCAACUACACUGAGCAUUCUGCGAAUGAGCGGGAUUUCGUAGCAGCGCUCGGGGUGCUGAGGACUAACCAGGAAGAAGCCCUACGUAAGGCUGGCUACAUACACGAAAGAUCGUCUGUCUUCAUCAACCAUGGCGAAGACUGGGUCGGUCACCUGUUCGGGACCCAGUACAGCCUCAGAAUGGAAGACUAUGAGUAUGGGGAAUGUUCCAGGUUGCUCGCAUGUGCUGGCGGACGAGAAAUGGGGUGAUAAACCGUUGACCUGUACAGGAAGUGUCGUGAAGGGUGGUAAAUGGAAGAAGUGAUAAAGUUAAAUCAGUUGAGCAAAGUAUGGCUGGGUUCUGCCUGUGUCGCAUGGGACUUGGUCAAUCGACCUUGCAUUAUCAAGAGCUAUCGUUUUGGACUCGGUGUAUAGCGGCCAAAAUUCAAUCUCCUU
Molecule: messenger RNA, 933 nt
Organism: Fusarium redolens
Lineage: Eukaryota; Fungi; Ascomycota; Sordariomycetes; Hypocreales; Nectriaceae
Exons: 1
Coding region: 322-747 (141 amino acids)
Source: RefSeq, a predicted model, not a curated record